UCUAUUUUCAGAACCUUUUUUUACAGAUUAUGUUUUAAUCUUUUUUUAAAAAAAUCUCUUUGUGAACUUUGUAUGUUUUUAGAUUUUGUUAAUCUCAUGGAGUGGAAACUUCAUAAGGCAAUAUUUAAAGAAAUUAUAAUAUUUAUUUUUGUAAAUAUAAAUCUGUAUAACAUAAAUCGGUUUUUUUAUUCAUUUAGUUGAAAAAAUGUUUGCAGUAUCAAGGUUUUUUUGUCAAGAAAGAAUUUUUUUGAAAGAGAUAUAUGCACUUCGAAAAUGUUCCUCCCAAGGCAAAAAAGCACUGAGAAGUGAUUCUAAGAAAAUUUUCAAAGCAUUGAUUAAUGGAGACCGAGGCUCCUUAGCACGUGGAAUUACUUUAGUCGAAUCUACCCAUAUUGAUGACAUUGGAGAAGCCAAUAAGUUAUUAGGAUGUGUACUGCAGUAUCUAAAAACUCCUUCGAAAAAUAAUAAACAAACUUUUCGAAUUGGCUUAACUGGGGCACCGGGGGCUGGAAAAAGUUCUCUCAUAGAAACAUUUGGUAAGAAAUUGACAAAGGAAGGUCAUAAAGUUGCUGUUCUUGCAAUAGACCCUUCUUCAGUUAAAACUGGAGGGUCGUUAUUGGGUGAUCGUACAAGAAUGACAGAGCUAGCACGUGACCCUAAUGCAUUUAUAAGGCCAUCUCCAGCUUCGGGGACAUUGGGUGGUGUAGCUCGAAAAACAAACGAGGCUCUUGUCCUCUGUGAAGGGGCUGGUUAUAAUAUUAUUUUAAUAGAAACAGUUGGUAUAGGUCAAUCUGAGUUUGCUGUAAAAGACAUGGUGGAUAUGUUUGUGUUAGUUAUUCCACCUGCAGCUGGUGAUGAACUGCAAGGGAUUAAAAAGGGCAUUGUAGAAAUGGCUGACUUAGUGCUAGUAAACAAAGCUGAUGGAGAUUUAAAGCCUGCUGCUAAAAGAAUACAAGCUGAAUAUACUAGUGCAUUGAAAUUACUGCAAAGACCCAGUGACGUAUGGAGGCCUAGGGUUUAUCCUGUCUCUGCAUUGUACAAUGAGGGAUUUGAGAAAGUUUGGUGGAAAAUGCAACAGUUUCGCGAGGUUAUGAUUAAAAAUGAAACGUUUCAUCAGAAAAGAAAACAGCAGUAUAAUGCUUGGAUGUGGAACUACAUUGAAGAUAAUAUUAUGCAAAGUUUCGUUAGUAACAAUUCAGUGAAACUAGAGUUAAAAAAAUACGAGAAGAUGGUUGAGAAUGGGGAGAUCACUCCUUAUAUGGCUGCUGAUGCAUUGUUAAAAAUAUUUAAUACUGAUCGAAGCUGAAGUAUAUAAAUAUAUAUUUAUGUAAUAAUUAAUCUUCGUAAAA
Hydractinia symbiolongicarpus is the source of this 1349-nucleotide messenger RNA. Its product is annotated as methylmalonic aciduria type A protein, mitochondrial-like. Gene Ontology annotation, molecular function: GTP binding; GTPase activity. Bases 206 to 1306 code for a protein of 366 amino acids. The transcript has a single exon. Gene Ontology annotation, cellular component: cytoplasm. Lineage: Eukaryota; Metazoa; Cnidaria; Hydrozoa; Anthoathecata; Hydractiniidae. The record is from RefSeq and is a predicted model, not a curated record.